This is a messenger RNA of Hipposideros armiger (great roundleaf bat), 1455 nucleotides long. RefSeq names its product geranylgeranyl diphosphate synthase 1 (gene GGPS1). Gene Ontology annotation, molecular function: prenyltransferase activity. Lineage: Eukaryota; Metazoa; Chordata; Mammalia; Chiroptera; Hipposideridae. The transcript is spliced from 2 exons. Bases 412 to 1152 code for a protein of 246 amino acids. The record is from RefSeq and is a predicted model, not a curated record. Gene Ontology annotation, biological process: isoprenoid biosynthetic process.
UGAAUUAGAUCAUAACUCCUAAAACCCCUGUCCUUUCCAAAAUUGCUGAUACAAGUUAAGAUGAAAGUAGUGGCCUACUACUUUCCACUGCAGUACUUUAGUGUCUCUUUGCCUUCCUAAUCUUAAGGUUGUGCAUUUAAUGUGAAUUUCAGCAGAAGGGGCCGGUAGGGUCCCAGAGUGGAAGGCAAACUCUGCGGUGGGUAAUGGAUUGAUAGGGCUGGAUUUAUCAAGUCUAAUUCAUUUUAGAGGAAGUUUCUGAAUUGUGUUUUUUACAAUAAAAAUAUUAAUUGUAUUGACAAAUCUGAUUCUUUAAUUACAGGUAAACAAGUGAGAACCAAACUUUCACAGGCAUUUAAUCAUUGGCUAAAAGUUCCAGGAGACAAGCUACAGAUUAUCAUUGAAGUGACGGAAAUGUUGCAUAAUGCCAGUUUACUCAUUGAUGAUAUUGAAGACAACUCAAAACUCCGACGUGGCUUUCCAGUGGCACACAGCAUCUAUGGAAUUCCAUCUGUCAUCAAUUCUGCCAAUUACGUGUACUUCCUUGGCCUAGAGAAAGUCUUAACCCUUGAUCAGCCAGAUGCAGUCAAGCUCUUUACCCGCCAGCUUUUGGAGCUCCAUGAGGGACAAGGCUUAGACAUUUAUUGGAGGGAUAACUACAUUUGUCCUACUGAAGAGGAAUAUAAAGCGAUGGUGCUGCAAAAGACAGGUGGACUCUUUGGAUUAGCAGUAGGCCUCAUGCAAUUGUUCUCUGAUUACAAAGAAGAUUUAAAGCCACUACUUGAUACGCUUGGGCUCUUUUUCCAAAUUAGGGAUGAUUAUGCUAAUCUACACUCCAAAGAGUAUAGUGAAAAUAAAAGCUUUUGUGAAGAUCUAACAGAGGGAAAGUUCUCAUUCCCUACUAUUCAUGCUAUUUGGUCAAGGCCUGAAAGCACCCAGGUGCAGAAUAUCUUGCGCCAGAGAACCGAAAACAUAGAUAUUAAAAAAUACUGUGUACAUUAUCUUGAGAAUGUAGGUUCUUUUGAAUACACUCGGAAUACCCUUAAAGAGCUUGAGUCUAAAGCCUAUAAACAAAUUGAUGCACUUGGUGGGAACCCGGAGCUAGUAGCUCUAAUAGAGCACUUAAGUAAAAUGUUCAAAGACGAGAAUGAAUAAUGUUAAGCCAUUCUUGAUUAGGCCUGAUAGCUUAUUUUAGUUAUUUUUUGUCUUUCGGUCUGUCAUCUUUUUCGAAAUUUGACCCAAGCUGUGUCUCCAAAAACUGAGUGAACAGGGGUGAUGUUGUUUCAAUUAUAACCACUCUGUACAGAUAAUAAUCAUAGUACAAAGUUAAAGGAGUCAAAAGGAACCGCAUUUAAAUAGGUCUGAUUUGACUGUCACAUUGUGCUCUGUUGGGGCCUGUGGCCUACUCUGCCAUGACUGUUUGGUUGAUUCUGUUAAUAAAGAAGACUUCAGCUUCCA